AUGUCCGCUCUCCCAGCUCCCCAAGUGACUCUUCAGAUUGAAUGGCAACCGGCAGCCUUAAGAUUCCGAGAGAGUCAGACACAGUUGAUCCACAAGCCCAGGACGGCGCUCCAAUCCUACAUCCCCGGAUGUGAGCCCACCUGGCAAGAUACCGACGAAGUCACCCUACAGGACUUCUUUGCGGAGUUGCAGCGCUACCUUCAGCACAGCCUCCAAGAGGAAGUCAUCAAGGCCGGUAAUGCGCUAGCCUUGCUGCAAGAAAGACAAGAAGCGGAGUCAGUCCUACUCAGGGAUGCCUUUGGCCGCAUGCGAGACCAAGUCUCCUCAGUCCAGGCACAACUCCAGAGUUAUGCCCAGAGAGAUGACUUAGGAGCGGAUGAGAUGGAAGACAUUGAGUGGACAAGCCCUGCGAUGCCCCCUAACUUCCUGGAGGAGAUGGAAUUGUCCCCCCGGUUGGUGGCGCUCCCAACGCAGGAGGGGACUCAGACAGUUCAGACUCGGAGCCUGAGGAUGGAGAUAGAAGAGGAUGGCGGAGAUACCUCAGGAAGAAGUUGGAGAAACAAUAGAAAGAACUCCUGGCCUCCAUGGCACAGUUCAUGA
Morchella importuna is the source of this 600-nucleotide messenger RNA. RefSeq lists its product as uncharacterized. Bases 1 to 600 code for a protein of 199 amino acids. The record is from RefSeq and is a predicted model, not a curated record. The transcript has a single exon. Lineage: Eukaryota; Fungi; Ascomycota; Pezizomycetes; Pezizales; Morchellaceae.